AUGCCUCUCACCUUACACCAUCUGGGACGUUCUCAAUCCGAGCGCAUAAUCUGGCUGGCAGAAGAACUCGGCAUCGACUACAAUUAUGUUUUCCAUAAGCGCGAUCCUGUCUUUGCCCCGCAGUCUCUGAAAGAUUUACAUCCUGCCGGCACCGCCCCAGUCAUGGAAGAUGACCCCUCAUCCGCAACCAACUCGAGGGUAGUUUUAGCCGAGUCGGGCGCCAUUGUGGACUACAUUAUCGCUGUUUAUGGUAACGGCCGUUUAGCCCUUACGCCCAAGGAUGGUGCAGACUACCCUCAUUACCUGGAGUGGUUCCACUUAGCCAAUGGCAGUCUUCAACCCACCCUAUUUCGCGUGCUGAUGACCCGUGGCCCGACCGCGGAUCCCAACUCUCCAGUGGUGGCCAUCACACUUAAGAAAUGGGAGCUUUUACUCGCGCGCAUCGAUUCUCGACUUGCCGAGACUGGCGCUUACCUUGCUGGAAAAGACUUAACGGCCGCGGAUAUCAUGUCCUUCUUUACCUUGACGACCAUGCGUGGAUUUUGUCCUGUAGAAUACGACACGGAAAAGCAUAAGAAUAUCCUUACCUAUCUAAAGCGUGUUUCAGAGCGCCCGGCUUAUCAGAGGGCCAUCAAGAGAUGUGAGGGAGAUGACUUCACGCCUUUGUUGGAGGCGAAGGCCGAAGCCUUUGACUUCAUGAAGAGUCGGAUUUAA
Penicillium waksmanii is the source of this 714-nucleotide messenger RNA. Its product is annotated as glutathione S-transferase family protein. The transcript has a single exon. Lineage: Eukaryota; Fungi; Ascomycota; Eurotiomycetes; Eurotiales; Aspergillaceae. The record is from RefSeq and is a predicted model, not a curated record. Bases 1 to 714 code for a protein of 237 amino acids.